This is a messenger RNA of Acanthamoeba castellanii str. Neff, 6774 nucleotides long. Its product is annotated as IgA-specific serine endopeptidase, putative. The record is from RefSeq and is a predicted model, not a curated record. The transcript has 6 exons. The coding region runs from base 1 to 6774 and encodes 2257 amino acids. Lineage: Eukaryota; Discosea; Longamoebia; Acanthamoebidae.
AUGCACGCCUUCUCCCUCCAACACGCCGGCCCCAUCCAACACCCCAUCGCCCUCACCGUCGAGCUCUCCGUCCAUAACGCCAUCACCAUCGCCCUCCAGUACUCCAUCGCCCUCCAGCACCCCAUCGCCCUCGCGCUCGCCAUCCACCACUCCGUCGACCUCACUCUCGAGCACCCCCUCCCCUUCCGCCACGCCCUCGAGCACGCCUUCACUGUCCAGUACGCCGUCGCCCUCAAGCACGGAGUCACCUUCGAACACCCCCUCGCCGGCGAGCACAAGCUCGCCGUCGGGCACUCCGUCGCCGUCGCACACGGCCUCGCCUACCCUGUCACCGUCUCGCACGCCCUCGCCGUCGAGCACGCCAUCAUCGUCGAUCACCGUCUCGCCCUCGCCGUCGAGCACACCAUCACCGUCGUCCUCCAGCACUCAGUCGCCGUCGCCGUCGCCGUCGCCCUCAAGCACGGCAUCACCGUCCAGCAGUCCGUCGCCAUCGUCGUCACCGUCGAGCACGCCCUACAUUACACCAUCGGCCUCCAGUACGCCAUCGCCCUCGGGCACGCCGUCCAGCACUCAGUCACCGGCGCCCUCGAGUACGGCGUCGCCAUCGACAUCGCCCUCAUCCACUGUGUCGCCGACGAGCACGGCUUCGCCCUCUGUCACCGCUUCACCAUCCACUACCCUGUCGCCGUCCAGCACCCCAUCACCGUCGCCGUCGAGCACGUCGUCGCCCUCCGUCACGCCGUCGCCGUCGAGCACGCCGUCGCCAUCUCCCUCAGGCACUCCAUCGAGCACACCCUCACCGUCGAGCACUCUGUCAUCGUCGAGCACGCCGUCGCCGUCUCCCUCAGGCACCCCAUCGAGCACGCCCUCACCAUCUGGCACACCUUCACCGUCUUCCUCCCGCAGUCCGUCGCCAUCAUCGAGCACGCCCUACAUUACGCCAUCACCGUCCAGCACUCCGUCACCGUCGAUCACGGCAUCGCCCUCCGGGACGCCUUCGUCCACACAGAGCCCCUCGAUCACGCCGUCACCAUCUUCGCCAUCAAGCACGCCGAGUCCUUCGCCAACCCAGUCACCGAGUCUGAGCCCCUCAGUCACGCCCACGCCGUCAUUGACUCAGUCGCCUUCGAACACGCCCUCACCGACUCAGUCGCCCUCGAGUUCGCCAUCACCGUCGCCAGCGCCAACCCAGUCAUCCACGCCAAGCCCAUCAGGCACGCCCUCGCCAUCGUCAACCCAGAGCCCAUCCAACACGCCGUCGCCCAGCCAGUCCCCAAGCCAGAGUCCGGCGAGCACGCCCACGCCAUCGCCCUCCAAUACGGCCUCGCCAUCGAACUCACCGUCAUUGUCGAGCACUCCCUCGCCGUCCAGCACUGCAUCACGCUCGCCCUCGCCCUCUCUCUCGAGUACUCCCACGCAAUCGCCCUCUCCCUCCAGCUCGACCUCCAGCACCCCGUCGACCUCGAGAUCGCCAUCGAGCACAUCCUCGCCCUCGCCUUCGAGCACAGCGUCAUCAUCGCCCACGCCAUCGCCCUCCAGCACCCCGUCGUCAUCGAGCACGCCGUCACCGUCGAGUACCCCGUCGUCCUCCAGCACUCCGUCACCGUCGCCGUCGCCUUCAGGCACGGCGUCAUCGUCCAGUACUCCGUCGCCAUCGUCGUCACCGUCGAGCACGCCCUACAUCACACCGUCGGCCUCCAGCACUCCACCAUCCUCGGGCACACCGGCGCCGUCGUCCUCAAGCACUCCGUCGCCCACGCGCACGCCCUCACCGUCGAUCACUGCGUCGCCCUCUGCGACGCCAUCUUCCACACAGAGCCCUUCAAUCACGCCGUCGCCGUCCAGCACGCCGUCGCCUUCCACAACGCCGUCGCCAUCGCCGUCCAACACGCCAUCUCCGUCCACCUCGCCGUCGCCUUCCACAACGCCGUCGCCUUCCACAACGCCGUUGCCUUCCGCAACGCCGUCGCCAUCGCCGUCCACCACGCCAUCGCCUUCCAAUACGCCAUCGCCUUCCGCAACGCCGUCGCCAUCGCCGUCCACCACGCCAUCGCCUUCCAACACGCCGUCGCCGUCCCCUACGGCGUCGCCUUCCAACACGCCGUCACCUUCGCCCACAAAUUCGCCCACGCCGUCUCCGUCCAACACGCCGUCGCCGUCCAACACGCCAUCGCCGUCCAACACGCCAUCGCCGUCCAACACGCCGUCGCCUUCCACCACGCCGUCUCCGUCGCCGACUCGGUCGCCCUCCAGCACUGCGUCCCCUACGAACCAGAGUCCGUCGAGCACACCCACGCAAUCGCCGAAUACUCCCUUGCCUUCAUCGAGCCCGACGAACACACUGACGCCUUCGCCCACCCGGAGCCCAUCGAGAUCGCCGACGCCGACGCCGACGCCGUCACCGUCGCGCUCACCAUCGCCUUCGUCGACCCGGAGCCCUUCACCGUCGCCGUCGGUCAGCCCCUCGAGCACGGCCACCAACUCCCCAACGCUCUCGCCGACCCAGUCGCCCUCAAACUCGCCUACGCCAUCUCCCUCGCAUUCAAACACGCCGUCGCCCUCGUCAACCUCCUCCACGACCCCGGCGUCCUCCCAGUCACCGACCCAGUCGCCCACGUCAUCACCUACCCAGUCACCAACCCCAUCUUCCACCCAUUCCCCGACUCAGUCGCCAUCGUCAUCGCCGACACAUUCACCGACCCCGUCACCCACGUCAUCGCCGACUCAGUCCCCCACGCAGUCGCCGACCCAGUCACCCACGCAGUCGCCGUCCCGCUCUCCCACUAUGUCGCCGACCCAGUCACCCUCCAGUACCCGGUCGCCCACGCAAAGUCCCACGUCAUCGGUCACCCCGUCGAUCACGCCAACGCCGUCGCCAUCGAACACGCCGUCGCCCACCCAGGCACCAUCCAGCUCGCCCUCGCCUUCGUCGACCCGGACGCCAGCGCUGUCGCGGUCGCCCUCCCGGACCCCGUCAAAGUCAGCCACACCGACCAUGACCCCCAGCCCGUCCAGCACGCCGUCGCCCCCUGUCACGCAGUCGCCCACCCCAUCUCGCACGCAGUCGCCCACCACCACGCCGAGCCCGUCGCGCUCGGACUCGCCGACCAGCACGCGCACGCCAUCGCCGACCGGAUCGCGCUCGGCCACGCGGUCGCCCACCAGCUCGGCAUCGCCAACCAGCACGCGCACGCCAUCGCCGACCAGCUCACCCUUGGCCACCCGGUCGCCCACCAGCUCAGCAUCGCCAACUGGCACGCGCACGCCGACCAGCACGCGCACGCCAUCACCCACCAGCUCGCCCUCGGCCACCCGGUCGCCCACCAGAUCGUCAUCGCCGACCAGCACGCGCACGCCGACCGCGACCCGCACGCCCUCGUCUACCGGCACGCCGACGUCCAGCCCCACGCCCACCUCGACCGGCACUCCGUCGACCACGCGCACACCUACGUCGACGCCCACCAGCUCGCGCACGCGGACGCCGACCCCGAGCGUCACAGCCUCAAACACGCGCACUCUGUCGCCCACCCCGACAAGCCGCCCGUCGAGCACGUCGACACCGACACCCAUGCCCUCGACCACUUCGACCAGCGCCAGCACGCCGUCAAGCUCGGCCACGAGAACACCGACGCCCACUAUUUCGGUCACACCCACCGUCACCAGCUCGUCGUCGCCCACCAGAUCGGUCACGCCCACGAGCUCCCGCUCGCCAUCGCCCACCAGAUCGGUCACGCCCACAAGCUCGGUCACGCCCACGGUUUCGACGGCUCCAUCGCCCACUGGGUCGCCUACCAACUCAGCCACCCGCGCGCCGUCGCCUUCACCCUCCGGUUCAAGCUCGCCGACACCCACCAGCUCGGUCACGCCCGCAACCACACGCACGCCGUCGUCCACCCCGACAGGCACUCCCUCAAACAGGGCCUCGUCGACGCCAACGCCGUCAACCACGCUAUCCGCGUCGCCCUCCAACUCACCCACGCCGACGGGCACCAGUUCGCCGUCGCCCACGGCCUCUAUCACGCUUACCCCGUCGCCCCCCCGAUCGGCCACGCCAUCGAGCUCGUCUUCGCCGUCCAACUCGCGCACCCCUUCGCCUUCCAGAUCGGCAACACCAUCGAGCUCGUCUUCGCCGUCCAACUCGCGCACUCCGUCCCCUACCAGCUCGCCCACCCGGUCGCCCACGCCAUCGAUCUCGUCUUCGCCGUCCAACUCGCGCACCCCGUCGCCUUCCAGGUCGGCUACGCCCACGUCCUCCUCCACGCUCAGGCCCUCGAACACCCGCACGGCGUCUCCCACCAUCUCCCUUUCGCCCUCGCCGUCGCGCACUGUCACCCCUCGCCCACCAGUUCGCGCACGCCGACCAACUCGCCGUCGGUCACGCCCACCGUUUCCCGCACGCCGACCAACUCGCGCACGCCGUCGCCCACUAUCUCCCUCACCCCAACGGCGACACCGUCCAACUUGCCAACGCCGUCCAAUUCGCCCACGCCCUCCCGCACGCCGUCUACCACGCCGACGGCCUCGCCCACCAUCUCCCACACGCCUUCGAUCACCCCCACGAUCUCGCGCUCGCCCUCGGCCACGCCCACCAUCUCGCGCUCGCCUUCCCGAUCGCCUGGCGCCUCCCGAUCGCCGUCCAACACCCGCAGCCCGUCUCGCACGCCGUCACGCACCCCCGCCGCGUCGCCCACAAUCUCCGGCACACCGUCGAUCACGCCCACCAUCUCGCGCUCGCCGUCGAUCACCCCCACCAUCUCGCGCUCGCCAUCGCGCACGCCCAGCGCCUCGCGCUCAGCGUCCAACACGCGCACGCCCAUCGUCACACGCUCGGUGACGCCCACCAUCUCCGUCACGCCGUCGAUCACCACCUCCCGCUCGCCGCCGCGCACGCCCACGCCCUCCAACUCCAACUCGCCCUCGCCGUCGCCCUCCGUUUCAUCCACGCCCUCCAACCCGCCCACGCCCACGCCCUCCGUCUCCCUCUCCGCGACGCCGUCGCCCUCCGGCUCCCACACGCCACCGCCGUCGCCCUCCCUCACGCCCAGCAACUCCCCAUCGCCCACCGCCUCCGAGUCACUGACGCCCCGGCCGACCCGCUCGCCUUCGCGGUCGCCGUCGCCUAGCCGCACCCCGACCAGUUCGCCGUCGCUCACGCCCUCGACCAGCCCGACGAGCUCGCUCACCCCCAGCCGCUCGCCCUUUGCUUCGCAUGCGGCCGCCACCUCGCCCCGCGCGCCGUCCGAGUCGCCCACGCGUACGUCAUCGCCCUCGGGCUCGAGAUCGCCCACUGAGUCGCCGUCGGCCUCGGUCUCCCCCACUGCAUCGCGCACGCCGCCCCCGUCGCCCCCCACAUCGCCGACCAACUCGCCCACUCCGACGCCCUCAGUCUCGUCGUCGCCGUCCAACUCGGCUUCGCCCAACCCCUCGAGCUCGAGCACGGCCUCGGCCUCGCCGAGCCGCACCUCGUCGCCCUCUAAGUCGGCCUCGCGGUCGGCCACGCCCUCCACCUCGUCAUCGCCUUCCAACUCGCCCACGAGCACCCGCACGCCGACCAGCACCCGCACGCCGUCGCCGUCGCCCACCGUCACCCGCACGCCGACGCCCUCCACCUCGAUCACGCCCACCAGCUCGCGCACGCCGUCGCCCACCCGCUCCAGCACACGCACGCCGUCGCCCACCCGCUCGCAGACGCCCUCCAACUCACGCACGGCAUCGCCCACCCGCUCCCAAACCCCCUCCAACUCGCCCUCCAACUCGAUCACGCCCACCAGCUCCCGCACGCCGUCACCCACGGGCUCAGUCUCGCGCUCUCCGUCGGUCACGCCCAGCGUCUCCCGGUCACCGUCGCCGUCCACCUCGCUCACGCCGAUGGGCUCGCCCUCCCGGUCGCCCACGCGCUCGGCCAGCGCCAGCUUCACGCCCAGCCCCAGCGCGGCUUCGGCGUCGCCCUCAAAGGGCGACUUCACGGUACAGCCCUUCGUCUCGCUCGUACCGUUCACCACCGUCUCGCCGUCGCGCUCGGCCACCCCGAGCCCGCCAUCGGCUUCGCCCAGCCCGACCCCCGCCGCAGCAGGCUCCUCACCGGGGUCUAGCGGGUCGCCGUCGCCCUCCACAACGCCGUCGUCGCCCGGCUCCGAGCCGUCAUCGUCGUCACUGGGCUUCGUCUCGGUCUCGCCCACGCGCUCGCCCACCGCCAGCUCGACCCCCAGCCCCAGCGCGGCGUCGGCGACGCCCUCCAAGGGGGACUUCACUGUGUUGCCCUUCGUCACCCUGGUCCCCUUCACCACCCCGUCGGCCACGCGCUCAACGACGCCAACCGCCUCCGCCACCGCCACGGCCGCGUCGCUCUCUGUCACUCGGUCGGUUUCGCCCUCGCCCUCGGCCACCGCUACGCCCUCCCGAUCGGUCUCUCCCACCCGCUCGGCCAGCCGCAGCCCCGCAGCGUCUGAGUUCGGAGGCCAGGGCGACGCGUCCCGCACGCCGUCGCCUCGCACCAGUGGCGUCUUCACGACAUUGCCCUUCGUCACCUUACUGGGAUCGCCCUCGGUCGCCGUAGCGAAGCGUCAGGGGUCCACUGAUGCCGACUACGAAGUCAAUCCCCAGCCUGGCCGCCGCUCGCUGCUGGCGAAGGCGGAGCCCAACGACGACUACGAGCCGCCGGUCAGCGUUCUAGGCUUGGCUCUGUGCCUGGUGGCUGCUGCAGCCGUGACUGCGGUAUUGCUGCGCAGACGGCCCCAGCAGCCCACCAACGCACACCGGUUGGCUAUCGUGUAA